Molecule: messenger RNA, 729 nt
Organism: Spodoptera littoralis (African cotton leafworm)
Lineage: Eukaryota; Metazoa; Arthropoda; Insecta; Lepidoptera; Noctuidae
Source: the annotation of a GenBank genome assembly
AUGAAAUACUUCAUCGCCAUCUCCCUGCUCGUCGCCGUGGCUUCGGCCGCUAUGGUCAAGCCUGUGGGCUCUGAGCUCGCCGAGCUCCAGGAGAUCAUUGCCGCCAUCAACAGCCCCAGCACCGACCCCGCCACCGCCGCCGCCCUCGAAGAGAUGCUCCUCGAUGUUCUAGGCAUCAAGCCCGAGCCUGUCGACAUUGGACCCGCAAUCAUUGACGCUGGCCACCACCCCAUCUCUAUCGGUCCUGCCAUCAUCGACUACCCUCUGCCCGAUGGUGCCCUUGCUGAGGAGCCCGUUGUCCCCGGCCCCGCUGUUGUUGCUCCCGUUCCCGCUGAGGUCGCUCCUGUUGCCCCCGCCGCUCCCGCCGCACCUUUGGUCCAAAUCGUCCUCAACAUCAACCAGGCCGCCGCUGAGGCUAGCCCCGUUGCUGUCGGCCCUGCCAUCAACCGUCCCACGCCUGAGUCCAGCGUACCUGCUGGUCCUGCCAUCAACCGUCCCACACCUGAAGCCAGCGUGCCUGCUGGUCCUGCCAUCGACCGUCCCACACCUGAGGCCAGCUUGCCUGUUCUCCCCAUCGGUGUCGUCGCUCCUGGAGCCGUGAAACCCACCAAGCCAGUAUUCGUCCUCCCUGAGGCUGGUGUUUCCCCCGUGAGGCCCGUCAAGCCUGUUCUCGUCAUCCCCGAAGCUGUCGGCUCUCCCGUGAAGCCCUCUAAGCCCGUCGUUGCCUAA